This is a messenger RNA of Blepharisma stoltei, 201 nucleotides long. The record is from the annotation of a GenBank genome assembly. Lineage: Eukaryota; Ciliophora; Heterotrichea; Heterotrichida; Blepharismidae.
AUGAUUGAUAAUUUUUUAAAAUUUUGGCAUAGAGAAAAAUUGGCAUUUUGAGCAUCAAAUAAUAAUAUAGCACAAAAAAUAUUUGCAUUAAAAUCAUAUCAAAUAUUUAAAAAUCUUUUUCGGUGGAGGUUUGAAGCUUCUUCUAAAUCUGUUAAAAAUGAAUCUAAGAACUUUAAAGAAUUCACUAUUUAUCAUAGAUAA